UUUUUUUUUUUUUUUGUGAAUGACCACCACAUGGUAGUGACUUGAUUCUCAUUAUCAUCCUGCGAUUCAUACUAUACUAUCGGUACUCGAAUUCUAUCAUCAUCAUCAUCAAGGCAACAAAAUGGUUAAUGAUCGCGUGUUAUUAUGUAUUGAAAUUAUCUAUUUAUUUAUCAUUCAACCAUGGAUAUACCUGCAGCAACAACUUCAUCAAUGGUUACGACACCCUUUUUGGUCCACUGUAGUGUUUUUAGUACUCUUACCUCUUUUUAUUAUGGCAACCUUGAUAUCCACUCUACUUGGAUUGUUUAUCAAUCACAUGAUACAACACAGGGCCACUUCCUCAUCAUCCACCGAUUCCGAUUCUUUCUUUCGGCUCUCUUCUCUUUCUUCCACUAUUCCAAAUUCCAAAAGAAAACAAACCAUGGAUUCUUCUUCUUCUUCUUCUUCUUCUUCUUCUUCUGCUUCUUCUUCUCCUCAAGAUGAUUUAUCUUAUUGGAUUGAACGAUGUUCUAUUUGUUUUGAUGCUCGAUUAGAUUUAUGUUUGGAUUAUUGUCGUGAUCAAUUUUGUAUUGAUUGUUUUCAAAGAUACGUUACAGAAGUAGUGACUUCCUCCUGGGGUUUAUCGGUCAAGAAAAUCAAAUGUCCAGUAUGUCAAAUUCAUAUUCCUCAAAGUGAAUGGAGUAAAUAUGUCCCUGAUCAAAUUGUUGAACUUUACAACAAAUUCAAUCGACCUUUUCGAAGUUUUACAAGAUGUUGUCCUCGUUGUGAAACUGAAGUGGCUGCUUGUGAAUAUCCAAAAACUAAAUCUAUUUUUCAUCAUAGGGAUAAUCAUCGAUCCAAUCUAAUUCAUGAAAUCAUCAUGGAUCUUGUUUUAUCAUGCAAGCAUCAAGAUCAUUCUCAUACAGAAAUGCACCAAUUACUUAAAGUAUAUGAACUACACGAAUGGAGGAAUUCUACUUUAUUAGCUCUUCAUCAACGUACCAUCACCACCUUGCUUUCCUUUGUGAACCAUCAUGAUCCUUCCUUGGUCCCUAAAGUCUUCGCAGUUUCAAGGCAAAUCUUAUUAUUGGAAAUGAAAACGGAUAUCUUUAAGAAACUUCAAUUCUCUCACAUUUCAUUCUUUCCUAAUGUGGAAUGUACCAAGUCGUCUUGUCGAGUCAAGUUUUGUUUACAAUGCGGAUAUGAAGCUCAUGAUGAUCGAACAUGUGAAGAAAAUAUGCAACAUCUGAUUCAAGAUAAAAAGUCAACCGACUUGGAAUCGAUCAGGUGGAAAUUGGAACACAGUAAACUAUGUCCAAGUUGUUCUAUAUUGAUUACAAGGGAUGAAGGUUGUAAUAAAGUGGAUUGUUCUUUUUGUGGGUAUUGUUUUUGUUGGGCUUGUCGAUCAUCAUGGUCAGAGAAAUGCGGAUUUUAUAGAUGUGCUAUUACAGGUUUGACGGAAAAACGAAGCAAGUCAUCGGAUAUAAAGACGGAAUUGGGAGUUCCUGAUAUGACCUUUAUUCAAGCAAGAUUUUCUCCUCAUGUGAACUAGAUUUUGUUUAUAAUCUAAUUGUGUCUAUUGCUAUUUUUGGUAUUUUUUUUUUUUUGUGUAUUCCAAUAAA
Molecule: messenger RNA, 1601 nt
Organism: Halteromyces radiatus
Lineage: Eukaryota; Fungi; Mucoromycota; Mucoromycetes; Mucorales; Cunninghamellaceae
Exons: 7
Coding region: 122-1531 (469 amino acids)
Biological process (GO): protein polyubiquitination; positive regulation of proteasomal ubiquitin-dependent protein catabolic process; ubiquitin-dependent protein catabolic process
Cellular component (GO): cytoplasm; ubiquitin ligase complex
Molecular function (GO): ubiquitin protein ligase activity; zinc ion binding; ubiquitin conjugating enzyme binding
Source: RefSeq, a predicted model, not a curated record